AUGAUCUCUAUCGCUGUGAUUCUCACGAUCGCUUGCGCGGUAGUCACGGCCGAUCAAAACUCAAAUGAAACCCACAUAGAUCAACAAGUUAUUAAACGUUUAUCUACAAUAUUAAAUUCGAGUAAUGUUGAUCUGCGAGAUAUAAAAAGAUUAAACCUUACAGCCCAAAAUAUAGGUUUAGAUAAAGAUUUUAUAGAGAAAUUGUCUGGGUCAUUGCAAGAAUUUAGGGAAGGGAAGAAAAUUGAUUCUGGUUACAACGUGUAUGAAGAUGGAAAGGGUGAUUCAUCUAGAGUCAAUCCCAUUGCGGAAUCUCCUGAUUACGCUUCAUCAGUGGUACUGGCUAGUGACUUACUAUCUCUAACUAGUGCUGUGGCAAAUGUAAAAGAAAAAGUUUGUAGGGAACAGGGAUACCGAUUCCUCGAUGGACUUCUGCUGAACAAGAGAUGGGCUUUAAAAAUGUUCGACGCAUCAGCCAAGUCUCCACAAGGUCUUCUGUUUGGUUCUUCGUACCAUCUCGGUAAUUUUGAUGAAUGCGUGGGAAUUGACGAGCCAGGAGAAGGUGUGACCGUGGAAGGUCAAUAUUGCCUGGCUACUAUCAAAUGGAGACAGUCAGAGGAAACGAAAAAGAUAAGAACGGGUCGUGGUGAAACACUUCGUUGGGCCGUAUGUGUUCCGAGUGCUUGUGAUGCAAAAGCUGUGGCUGGCUUUGUAGGAGAUGUGUUGUCUCAUACAGUCGGAAAUUCAACUGGAGUUGAAGUUACUGAGAGGGAUUGUUACACACGAAAACCUAUAACUGUUACCAAACUUGAUAUCGCCUUCCUUGGGAUAUUAUUAUUCUUUGGUUUACUAUGUUUGUUCACAACGACGUAUGAAUUAUACAUUAUAAAGUACCCACGGAAGAAAAACAGUCCUGUCCAGGAUCUAAUAAUUGCUUUUUCCUUGAUAAACAAUCUGAAGAAGAUUCUAUCAACAAAACAAAAUAAUAGCUUGGGGCUAGAAUGUAUUAAUGGCAUCAAAGCGUUAGCUAUGAUCUUUAUUAUAGCGGGGCACGCCUGUCUUUUUAUUGGCAGUGGACCCGUAAUGGAUGCUGAAGCUUGGGACAGACUGAUCCGAGAUCCGAUAAAUGCCUUCAUGUUAAACAACACGCUCCUUGUCGAUACAUUCUUGUUUCUCAGUGCAUUUCUCUUCAGUCGAUUGCUCCUUAUUGAGUUAGAUAAGCGCCGAGGAAGACUUAAUGUCCUACCCAUAUUGAUAUUUCGGUAUAUCAGGGUAACUCCAGCCUACCUCAUAAUUAUACUAUUUUAUAUGACAUGGUUACCAAAAAUCGGGGAAGGUCCAUUAUGGGAAGGAAGGUUGCAGUUGGAACAAGAACGUUGUAUGGAAGUUUGGUGGGCGAAUAUACUAUAUAUCAACAAUUACAUUAGUACCGAUAAAUUGUGUAUGUUCCAGUCAUGGUAUUUGGCAGUAGACACACAGCUUUUCUUUGUCGCACCCAUAUUUAUCUACAGCCUGUGGCACUGGAGACGAUUUGGAGCCAUAUUUACGUCGGCGGCGACUUUCAUAUCCCUCGUCAUCCCAUCUGUCAUCACAUAUAAAGAACGGCUGGAUCCCACUUUACUGUUUUAUGCAAAAGAAUUUACGGAUUUUGCCACCAAUAAUUAUUUUGUGGGAGCUUAUAUAAGAACGCACAUGAAGAUGACACCUUAUUUCAUGGGAAUUAUAACAGGGUAUUUGUUACAUAGAAUUCAGUUGGAAAAAUACCAGUUUUCAACUCUUCUAAAAACUCUUGGAUGGACUAUAAGUUUAAUACUCGGUACAGUGACAACGCUCUCUGUCAGUCUUUUCUAUCAGGAUUGGUAUCAGUAUAGCGAAUUUGAAGCCGCUGCAUACAUAUCACUCCACAAAUUCGCAUGGAGCAUAGCCAAUGGUUGGCUCGUUGUUGCCUGCGCAUCUGGUAACGGAGGUAUACUCGGCAAACUUUUGAAUUGGAAGUUCUUGGUGCCUAUCGCUAGAUUAACAUUCUGCGCGUAUCUUGUCAAUGGUAUAGUUGAGUUAUACUAUGUCGGCCAGUUAAGACACCCUCUUCACAUAACAUUCUUUACUGUGGCAGCGAACGCGAUAUCUCACAUAGUGCUCACAUUCUUUCUUGCUUUAAUACUCUGUAUUAUAUUCGAGUCUCCCUUACAUGGAAUAGAAAAGAUUCUGCUCAGAAUGUUUGCUCGUCCCGUAUUAAGUGACAAUGCCACACAACCCGAAUUACGUGAAACAUCACGGAAUACUAGUCAAUCAACAUUGGAUAAUUAA
This is a messenger RNA of Danaus chrysippus (African queen), 2304 nucleotides long. The record is from the annotation of a GenBank genome assembly. Lineage: Eukaryota; Metazoa; Arthropoda; Insecta; Lepidoptera; Nymphalidae.